Molecule: messenger RNA, 1211 nt
Organism: Panicum virgatum (switchgrass)
Lineage: Eukaryota; Viridiplantae; Streptophyta; Magnoliopsida; Poales; Poaceae
Product: acidic endochitinase-like
Exons: 1
Coding region: 180-1073 (297 amino acids)
Biological process (GO): carbohydrate metabolic process
Cellular component (GO): extracellular region
Molecular function (GO): chitinase activity
Source: RefSeq, a predicted model, not a curated record
CCCUAAAAGUCACGCAGGAACAUAAAAAAUAGCAGCAAUGAUUCAGGUAACCAGUUUCACACUUCCAAUCCGUCCAAUAUAAAAGAAAGCCCUUGCACCCCCCAAUCUCACAACACACAGCAAAACCACCACAACUGCAAGCACAACACUAAACAACAGGAAGCAACACUGCUCCAGACAUGGCGACCAGAUCAUCGCUGGUGCAGCUGCUGCUCAUAGCAGUGGCUGCUGCCCAGAUUGUUGGGUCACACGGUGGCGGCAUUUCCAUAUAUUGGGGUCAGAAUGGUGGCGAGGGCGCACUGGCCGACACCUGCGCCACCGGCAACUACAAGUUCGUCAACUUAGCCUUCCUCGCAGCAUUUGGCAAUGGCCAGCCCCCAGUGCUCAACCUGGCAGGCCACUGUGACCCGACCAGUGGUGGCUGCACCGGUCUGAGCGCCGACAUCAAGUCGUGCCAGAGCAGCGGUGUGAAGGUUAUGCUAUCAAUUGGAGGCGGUGCAGGCAGCUACUACCUUACAUCAGCUGCGGAUGCCAAGGAUGUAGCCACAUACCUGUGGAACAACUUCUUAGGUGGGCAUUCCUCAUCUCGUCCCCUGGGUGAUGCAGUUCUUGACGGCAUAGACUUCGACAUCGAGGGCGGCACCAACCAGCACUGGGAUGAUCUUGCAAGGUACCUGAAAGUGUACAGCAACUCCGGCAGGAGGGUGUACCUGACUGCUGCGCCUCAGUGCCCGUUCCCUGAUGCCUGGAUGGGUGGUGCCCUCAACACUGGCCUGUUUGACUACGUCUGGGUGCAGUUCUAUAACAACCCACCCUGCCAGUACAGCUCAGGCAGCACCACGGAUCUUGCAGAUGCAUGGAAGCAGUGGUUGUCGAUUCCGGCAAAGCAGAUCUUUCUUGGCCUGCCUGCUUCACCACAGGCAGCUGGAAGCGGGUUUAUACCAGCUGAUGAUCUGAAGUCUCAGGUUCUACCAUUGAUCAAGAGCUCUGGGAAAUAUGGUGGGAUCAUGCUGUGGUCCAAGUACUAUGAUGACCAAGAUGGUUACAGUUCCUCAGUCAAGAAUGAUGUUUAAAUGGGGUUGCCUCUGGUGUAAUGAGUUCGUGUGUGAUUCUUGUGCUGUGUGGGCAUUUCAUCCUAUGCUUUGUGAGUAGCUGUGUGAUUGUGAAUAACUGUGUGUAUUUGCAAUAAUUAUUAUUUGAGGAUUGGAUUG